Molecule: messenger RNA, 1716 nt
Organism: Paramecium tetraurelia
Lineage: Eukaryota; Ciliophora; Oligohymenophorea; Peniculida; Parameciidae
Exons: 3
Biological process (GO): tRNA pseudouridine synthesis
Molecular function (GO): RNA binding; pseudouridine synthase activity
Source: RefSeq, a predicted model, not a curated record
AUGUAAAUAAAUGAACCCAAAGCCAUUCUGUUUAAUAAACUGUAUGAAAGAGAUGUUUGCAUCAGAUGUAUAUUGAGACUGUUCAAAAUUACAGAGAUAAACUUAUAUAGAGAGACUAAAGGAUUCAUUUAAUUACUAUUUGAUGUCGGAAAAUUGAUUGGGAAUGAGAAUAAAUUAGUAGAAGAUUAUGAUCUCUUAUUCUAUAAAAGAAAGGCGGAGAUUGUGGAAUCUGAUGUAUUACCUUUGACUUGUCACUCUUCAUUAAAGGAUUAAUUCAUUAAGAAUCCCUUUCACAUCUUUGAUAAAAUUAAUAAAUGUGUGAUAUGUUAAGGAAUAUUGUAAUGUUUGGAGGAUUAAAAAUUCUACGCAAUGUUAGUAGAUGAGAUAUUAUAAAAACAAUAUUAAUAUGAAGCAUUUAAAUUGUAAGUGAAAACUCCUGUUGGCUAAUAAAUCAGAUAAAUACUGAUAGUGAAUGAAUGCAUUUCAGAGAUUGGCUAGAAUGAUCCAUUUUAUGAAUACAUCAGUACUUCAAAUGUUGCAAUAGACAUUAAGGCUUGUGUAAAGUGGAUUAUGUGUAAUCCUUUAAGUGAGUCACUAAAAGUUCCUAGUGACAUAAAUGAUGAUCGAUUUUAAAUUAGUUUAAAUUUUGAGAGUAUUGGAGAUGAUGUUAAAUAAUUUGAAUAAUUCAAAGACAUAAUUUAAGAAAUAGAUGAUCAAAAAUGGUAGGAGAAAAUGAUUAAGAAAUUAAAAAUGAAUGAUCCUUAAUUGAAGACAGAAACUGAAAAUCGUUUAUUGUAAAAGAAAAAUCAACAAUCUUAAACAUUUUUGCCUACUUAAAAUAAUUUGGAGAAAAUAUCGAAAUUAAACAAUGCCUAAUUAUCCUAAUUUAAAAUAAUUAAUGUGAAUUAUCCAGUUAAGUUAGAAGUGACAACCAGUUAUUAGAAUAUUUUUAUCUAAGGAAAUUACAUCAAAUUAGGGAGGUACAUAAGCUAGACUCCAUGGUAUAUAGGUGGAAAUAGAAUUUAUGAAGAUUCUGUUGAAGAUUUGGUAAGUGCCGAAGCAUGUAAGAUAUUUAAGUCUUCAAGUGUAAAGUUUCAUUCUGGAGGCAGGGAAGAUAUCGAUGUAAGAAUGUUAGGGAAUGGUCGACCUUUUGCUAUUGAAUUAGUUGACCCUCAUCUUGGACUAUAGAAUUAGACCUAAGAAAUUCUUAAUCAAAUAGAAUCUAAGAUCAAUUCAUAAAAUGUUGUAAAGGUUACUCCAUUAACUUUUACCGAUACAAACAUCUUUGGAGAAUUAAAGAAUUCUGAAAUAAAUAAGGUUAAAGCUUAUUGUUGUGUGGUUGAGUGUAAAAAUAUCAUCAAUGGAGAUCUUGUCUAAUAAGCGAAUUAAAUAAAAGAUUUAGUCAUAAAAUAGAAAACACCAAUCAGAGUUUUACAUAGAAGAACUUAAAUGGUGAGAGAUAAGAUAAUCCAUUCGUUAUUGAUCAAAUAGAUUAAUGAGAAAUGGCUUUAGGUUUAUGUACUUAGCAGUGCUGGUACUUACAUAAAGGAAUUUAUUCACUCAGAUCUGGAUAGAACUGUUCCAAAUUUAUGUUCAUUACUACAGAAUGAAUGCGAUAUUUAUUAAUUGGAUGUGAUCAAAUUGUAUGAAAAAAUUGAUGAAGAUGUUAUUAUUAAUUUUAAAAGUAUAGAUGCAGAAUGUGGAAGCAAAGUUUGA